AUGGCAGGAGAUCCCCGCGCUCUGCUUCAGAAGGCAGACAAGGCACUGUCUUCCGCCUCGGGAGGAUUCAGUUUCUUCGGCGGCAGGGAGGAGAAGUACAUGACUGCGGCAGAUACCUAUAUUGAAGCAGCAAAUGCCUUCAGGGUGCAGAAGAUGAACAGGGAAGCAGGCCAGGCUUUCGAGAAGGCUGCCAGCGUGCAGAUCAACAAUCUGAAAGAGCCCGAUGACGCUGCCAACACCUACGUCGAUGCAUUCAAGGUCUACAAGCAAGAGUCGCCCGAGGAUGCCGUGCGGUGUCUUGACUUCUCGAUUCAGCAAUACUGCAAGAAGGGAAACUUCCGCCGUGCUGCUCAGCACAAGGAGAACCUAGCAGAGGUACUCGAGACACAGAUUGGCGAUAUCAAGCGCGCCCUUGAGGCCUAUGAACUGGCUGCGGGCUGGUACGAGAGCGAUAACGCUGCAGCUCUUGCGAACAAACUCUGGCUCAAGGUCGCUGAUAUUGCCGCCCUUGACGCCGACUACUACAAGGCCAUCGGAAACUACGAAAAGGUUGCGACUGCUAGUGUUAGCAACAACCUUAUGCGAUACAGUGUCAAGGACUACUUCCUCAAGGCUGGCAUCUGCCACCUGGCUACACAGGAUUUGGUUGCGACCGACCGGGCUUUGGAGAAGUACCGUGAUAUGGACCCGACCUUUACCCAGACUCGUGAGCACCAGCUGUUGGUGGACCUCACUGAAGCCGUCAAGGCUGGCAACCAAGAGGAAUUUACCGAUCGGUUGUUCCAGUUUGAUCAGAUGUCCAAGUUGGAUAAGUGGAAGACUGAGAUCUUGGUUCGGGUAAAGAACAUGAUUGUGGCCGAGGAAGAGGACUUCUCAUAA
Pestalotiopsis fici W106-1 is the source of this 879-nucleotide messenger RNA. RefSeq names its product vesicular-fusion protein sec17. NCBI's taxonomy places the organism in Eukaryota, Fungi, Ascomycota, Sordariomycetes, Amphisphaeriales, Sporocadaceae. Gene Ontology annotation, molecular function: syntaxin binding; soluble NSF attachment protein activity. The record is from RefSeq and is a predicted model, not a curated record. The coding region runs from base 1 to 879 and encodes 292 amino acids. Gene Ontology annotation, cellular component: SNARE complex; vacuolar membrane. Gene Ontology annotation, biological process: SNARE complex disassembly; intracellular protein transport. The transcript has 5 exons.